Messenger RNA from Peronospora belbahrii, 4422 nucleotides. Lineage: Eukaryota; Oomycota; Peronosporomycetes; Peronosporales; Peronosporaceae. The record is from the annotation of a GenBank genome assembly.
AUGACGACGCCCCCUCCAAUUGCUCGACAGGCUCUAAAAUCUGAUGCUGAAGCUGAAUUACUACCUGUAGAGGUAGGGCAAACUAUUUGGAUACCUGGCACGGAUCGUGUAUGGGAUAAAGGCUCUGUUAUGGCCAUUGGUGGACUCAAAGUGACGGUACGAACUCAGGCUGGAAAGAUUCAACAGGUAGAUCGAGGUCUUGCACUACCACAGAACCCACGUGAGGCUGGUGAUAUGACGUCUCUUUACUAUAUUCAUGAGCCUGGGGUAUUGCACAAUUUGGAAGAGCGUUGUAAGCUUGAUGGUGGUGAUGGUACAGGUCAAAAACCCUACACUUUCAUGGCCAAUGUGUUAAUUGCUGUUAAUCCAUUACGGCAGCUGCCCAAUCCACGUAUUAGUGAGGUUGUGAACACUGCUGGUAGUGCACCUCAUCCUUAUUCCAUUGCCGAAAUGGCUUAUCAGCAGAUGGUCUACAACUCGGGUACUGACCAACCGACGAAUCAGUCAGUCGUCAUUAGUGGUGAAAGUGGUGCUGGUAAAACCGAAUCAUCUAAGAUCGUGCUACGUCACCUGACUACACGUGGUUUGUAUGGCAAAAAGGCGCGUGGCGGCGAGAUUGAGACUCUAUCAAAGUCUCGUCAACAGCACGGCACGUCGCUAGAUCAUCGUUUGAUUGAACAGAAUCCGAUCCUGGAAGCUUUUGGUAAUGCCAAGACUCUGCGCAACUACAACUCGUCGCGUUUCGGCAAAUUUAUGAAGCUACAAUUCACGUCAGACGGCGAGUUUAAGCUGGCUGGUGCGUUAGUGGAGACGUACUUGCUGGAAAAGUCGCGUCUUGUGUACCAAGUAGACGGCGAGCGCAACUUUCAUAUUUUCUACCAGCUGUUAGCCGGUGUGUCGACUGCAGCACGCCAGGAGUUUGAACUUACGGAACCUGAGGACUUUUCCUAUCUAAACCAGAGUGGAUGUUAUAUUGCCGAGGAAACGGACGACCGUGCGUGCUUUGAGGCCGUGGUGCGCGGUUUGAGCUGUGUUGGUAUCAACGAGCAGGUACAGCACGUGAUCUUUUCGGUGGCAGCCGGUCUGCUGCAUCUCGGUAACGUUGAGUUUGAUCAAGAAGAUACGCCUGAGGGCGAAGCUGCCGUUAUUGAAAAAGAGUCAGCAAAGCGUGCUCUCACGGUGGCUGCUAAACUGCUAGGCGUCAAGAAGGACGACUUGUGGAAGGUGAUUAUGACGCGCGACAUCGUGACGCGUGAGGAGACGUACACUGUUCGGCGCAACGAACAGGCUGCGGUGUACGCACGUGAUGCCAUUGCGAAGGCACUCUACAGCCGCAUGUUUGACUGGGUGAUUAAGCAGGUAAACUCGUCAUUGGGUCACGAUCCUAAUCCACUGCCGUACAUUGGUGUGCUGGAUAUUUUCGGUUUUGAGUCAUUCCAACGCAACGACUUUGAGCAGUUGCUUAUCAAUUACACGAAUGAGGUGCUGCAGGCGACAUUUAACAACCAAGUUUUCAUUGCCGAAAUGGAGCUUUACAAGCGCGAAGGUAUAACAGUAGGAACGAUCAAGUGGCCUGACAACCGAGAAUGUGUGGAUUUGAUUGCUUCAAAGCCCAGUGGUAUCCUGGCGCUGCUGGAUGCCGAGGCAAUGAACCCACAGCCCAGUGACGCAAAAUUCUUGCGUACGCUACACUCGAAGCACUCGAAGCACCCAUACUUCCCGCGACCGCACCCGAAAGACAUGGAGCACAUGUUCAUUGUGAGGCACUUUGCUGGCGCUGUGAGCUACACGAUCGGAUCGUUUAUUGACAAGAAUAACGACUCCAUUCCCGCUGAUAUGUCAAAUCUCUUUUCGGGCUCCUCAAACAGAUUGGUUCCUGCAUUUUUCCAGCAGGAGCCCAGCACUAGCCGACCGGGUAAGAGGAAACUGACCAAGAGUGUGGCAGCAAAGUUUUCGAAUCAGAUGCAGGAACUGGUAGACACGUUGGACGCAACGCGAUGUAACUUCAUCCGCUGCAUUAAGCCAAACGCGUUAAUGCGUGUGGGUAUGUUCGAUCCGCGAUAUGUCGUGGGUCAACUUCGUUGCCAGGGUAUCAUGCAAACUGCUCAGGUUCUCAAGGUUGGUCUGCCCACCCGUGUGAGCUACAGCGAGUUGGUGGGAGCUUAUAAGAAGUUUAUGCCGCCUGAUGCUCAACGGCUGUUUGCAAACCAGAGUGACCCGACACUCAUUACAGCCAUUUUGUGGGCAUUCCAGGUGCCGAUGGAUGCGUACAAGCUAGGUAUCACGAAGUUGUUUUUCAAGGCCGGCAAAAUUGCUGUGUUGGACUCGAUUUUGAAAAUCAAUUGGGCCAGGGAAGGCCCACACAUUGUGUCACGUAUGAAGCUGUGGCUGGCGCGUCGUCGUUGGCGUGUGGGUCUAGCAAAGGUUGUUGCUCAAAAUAGCUUUGCAAAGCUGUUGCGUCGUAUCCAAUUCCGCCGCAACUCAGUGGCGCGCAUCCAGCGCUGGUGGCGUUCAUUGUCGCUGCGUCGCGAUUUUAAGAAGAAGCGUUCGGCUGCGGUGGUGUUACAGGCUCUUUUCCGUGGCAUGACAGCACGUCGCUUGUUCAAGUCAAAGAAGCAGGAAAUGCUUGCUUUGGCAGCUGCACGUGCUGCUGAGGCUAAGCGGCAGGCAGAGGAGGCUAAGCGUCGCGAAGAGGAGGCACGUAUGGCGGCCGAAAUUGCUCGUCGUGAGAGCAUUGCUCGCGCUGCGGCCCAAGACGACCGCAUACGCAUGGAAGAAGAGGCUCGUGCUGCUGAGGAAGAGGCGAUUAGACUGGCCAAGGAAGCGGCGGCUGCGGUGGCAGAAGCCGAGGCUGCUGCUGCGGAGGCUACUGCUGCCGUUGAACACGAGCGCCAGGCCGAGCUACGUGCUAUUGCAGAGGCGAAAGAACUUGAAGAGCGCAUGAAGCGCGAGCGUCAAGAGGCUGAGCGUCGCAAGGAACAGGCUUUACUAGAAGCUGCCAGCGUCAGUGCCAGCCUUUUGAGCGGGCUUGCGCAGGUGAACAGUGUGCAGACUCCUUCUGGUCAGGUGCACGUGGUGGAGAUUCCGGACAAUGUUUCACAGGAGAACCGUGAACAACUGCAGCAGCUGAACGACUUGCUCUUAAGCGGUGCUAUCGCUCAGUCCGAGUACGACGAACUGGUACCAUUUUUACUGGAGAAGCUCGAAGAAGCCCCAUCUGGUGCUGCUCUCACUGCCGAACAGGAGGAAUCGUUGAGCCGCUUGUAUACAACAGGUGUUUACGGUAUCCAAAUCCGCUGCCCGGCUUGUGGUGCUACCAACAACACGGCCAACGGAAACCACUGUGAUGAGUGCGGUUCGUUGCUUACCACUAGCGACGAAUCGGCUGCUGCUGCUGACCCCGGCUACUUUGGAGAUCAGUCUCGCCAGGAGAGAAGCAUGUCGACGUUGACGGCGCCACUCGGCUCGUUUAUUACGGUGAAUGGUCACAUUAUGAUUCACGAUGGCUACUUUGAAGCACAGAUGCACCGGACGCAAGUGCUUCAGGACGAUAAUUAUACGGAAUACACGGUGUACGUGUUGCGUUGCCAGUGGCAGCCGAAGGACUCGAGUGAGUCGACGACAUGGCUAGUGUCCCACCGGUUUAGCGUCUUUGAAAAGCUGCACAAGGAUUUGAAACGGAAGGUGCCAGCUGCGGUGGCUAUGGUUCCUCUGUUUCCCCGCAAGCACGUUCUUGGAGGCGUGUUCAAGGGUAAGACGGGAAACUCAAGCGCGAUUGUAGAGGAGCGUAAGCGAGGUCUGGAGCGAUACGUGGCGCAGGUGCUAGAAUUGUGCGCGCAUCUUCCCGAGACUCUGAAUGUGCCGGAGCUGGAUCGCUUUUUGAACGUAUCGCGCCAGGUUGAGCAAUACCGCCGUCAGCUUAUGUCUGGCGGGGCUGAUGACUCCGGCGCUGCUCCUGCUGGAUUUGGUCGUGCGCUGAACGUGAAUGCUGGCGGAGCUGAAGGAAUGGCAGCCCGUGAGCAGGCCCGUUUGCCUACUGAAUUGCCUACACCGUUGGAUGAGGAGGAACUGUCUCACACGGAGCAGGCAGUGGCGCUGCUAAAUGCGUCCAUUCGUAGUUCACGUGGCGACUUGCGCCGCGACCCACAAGUGCAGCACCACCUGAAGGUGUGCGUGCAGCUCUUGCCUCGACUACAGAUCUCGGCGAAUCUGGACAACCCAUUCGCAAACGUGGAUCUGAUCCCGCGAGCGAUGCAGUGCCAGGAGGAUCUAGAGACGACCAUGGGUCUAUACAAUGAUUCGUUGCUUGCUGUUACGGAGACGUACGCGCUCUCGGCCCAAGAGGGCGGUGGUGGUGUGCAGGCACCACCUCCUUACGUUCCAGGCCAGCAAAACUCGUACCAGCCCAGCUAUGGCGUUUAA